Molecule: messenger RNA, 5060 nt
Organism: Amphiprion ocellaris (clown anemonefish)
Lineage: Eukaryota; Metazoa; Chordata; Actinopteri; Pomacentridae
Gene: micall2b
Product: mical-like 2b
Exons: 15
Coding region: 522-2942 (806 amino acids)
Molecular function (GO): protein binding
Source: RefSeq, a predicted model, not a curated record
CUGCUGAUUGUGUUUUUGUGUCACAUGUUUGACAAAUGCUCUGCAGCAGCAUUUAGGCCAUCAUGUAGAGGAGUAAAAUGACCACAGCAUGUCAUUUACUGAGUUUUUUGGGGCUGUAAUUCAACAUAUUCUGGUUAAAUUUAGAUUUAUGGCUUGACUUUAAAUGUCUAAAAUCUUUCCUGUGGCCCUAAAAGUUUGGCUGUAUAUGUAGGGCAGUGUGACACACAGACACACGCAGAAAGAGUUAAAAGAAACCACAGUGUGGAUCUCCACCCACGACGCGUCACGGCCGACCUUUCGCAGGUGUCACGUUCAGUUUGUUUCGUUCUCGGUGGAACUAAGGUGAUUCCCACAGAAACACUCAGUCCGUCAAUUCCCGGAUCCGGCGUGUCCGAGCUCCUGUGGAAAGUUUGGAAAGUUUUUUUUUUUUUCAGUGGGAGGGAGAGAGAGAGGCUGAGCUCUGUGCGCCACAGCGGCUCUGCGGAGCUCCAGAUCGGAUCAGUCCGGCUCUGCGCUCCGGGAUGUCGGCCGUGAAGGCUCUGCAGCAGUGGUGCCGGGUCCAGUGUGACGGGUACCGGGAUGUGUCCAUCACCAACAUGACCACGUCCUUCAGGGACGGCCUGGCUUUCUGCGCCCUCAUCCACAAACACAGACCGGACCUCAUCAAUUUUGAUUCUCUGAAAAAGGAAAAUGUCUAUGACAACAACAAGCUGGCAUUCAGUGUUGCAGAAGAGCAACUGGGAAUUCCAGCACUGUUGGAUGCAGAAGACAUGGUGGCUCUUAAGGUUCCUGACCGCCUCAGUAUCCUGACAUAUGUCUCACAAUACUACAACUACUUCCAUGGACGCUCCCCAAUUGGAGGUAUGGGAGGCAUCAAGCGUCCGGCUGAUGCUCCCACCGAUGAGCCGUCUGGGAAGAAGAACCAGCCAGUGACAUCUAAGGUGUUCCCUCCCUCUAAACCCACCAGAGAGAACAGCCCUCCACCAUCCUCCAACAUCACAAGGCCCGCUCCUUCCCCAAAACAAAACAGAAGUACAGCAAAGGAUGUUCUGGUGGAUAAAUCCCAUCAGACUGGGACGCUGAGUAACAAAUGUGUGUCCUGUAACAAGCAUGUUCACCUGGUGCAGCGACAUCUAGUGGACGGGAAGCUCUAUCAUAGGAGCUGUGCAAAGUUACUUUCACCUACAACUGCGCCUCUUCUGAAUUUGCCCACGAACACCAACAUCUCCAAAUUCACUCCACUCCCAGACUCCAGUAAAACCAGCACACCUGCUCCCACUCACACACCUUCCAGACUGGGACCAUCAUGGCUGACACAGAAACCCAGCACCCCUCCCAGCGUCUCCAGCACUGUUUCUGCUUCAUCUCCUUCCCAACCUGCAUCAGGUCGCUCUCCUGCUGCUAAAGAAAGUCCGACAGCUUUGGUGUCCAAACCUGCAGCUUCUCGUGACACUACCGUCACUACAACCACCUCCAUCAGCAGCAGACCCACUGCUGCCCCUCGGACCUCCACUACUGCCGCCAAGACACUCCAGUCUAAGCUCAAGUUCUUCCAAUCGGACAAGACUGCUAACGAUGAAGAGAAAAAGACCUCAGUCAUCAACAUAGACAUAAAUAAAGGUCAGAAUGCAGGUGGUAAGACGCAGGAGGCCAAAGGAGGACAGGCUGUUACUGUGGUUGUAAGUGCUGUUGGGACUAGAAAAAAAGAUGCGAAUGAGAGCCUGGAUAAAGUUGGGGAUAAAGCUCAAGUAAGUGGUGUUGGUGUGAAAGUGAGUCCAAAACAAGAAGACAGUGGGACUAACAAGGCAAAAGCAUCAGCAGUGGCCAUCAUCUCCAAGAAACUGGCUGAGGAGAACAACAAUAAUAACAGUAAGCCAUCGUGGACAGCUGUAGCGCUGAAGAAAACUGAAAAGCCUCAGGCUCAAGUGGAGACACCUAAGAAGGAGACGGAGGGUGUCAGAGGGAGGGUGAGGCUGAAAGCAGAUCGGUCAAUCCUCGAGGACUUGGUUUCUCCAGAUCCCCCGAAAUCUGCACCCAUUCCGGCCAGCAGGACUGGACUCAGAGCCAAGACUCCAGAAAGCAGAGACACAAAGCUUCGCAGCGCAUCGCCCAACACAUCAGCAUCAGAAAAUGAGUCUCCUGCAGACUGGAGGUCGAUGCUCAAGCCGGUCGCCAAAGAAACCAAACCUGCUGGUCCUUCACAGUCGUCCACUAAACCAUGUCCUAAUGGAGCGGGAAAGACUUCAGAGCUCUCGGUUGGACCUUCAUCAUCCUCCUCUCAUCUCCCCUCCCCAAGCAUUUGUGUUACUCCAGCAGCAUCAAAGGGAGUUCAGAAUGGUCAGAAGGAGCAAACUGCAAAUGGUAUCAAGUCCGAGUUGAAGGUUUCCAAGAUGAAGCCAGACUACAUUCCCAAAGAGGAGAUCAUUAAGGAGCUUCAGGGCAUUGAAGAUAACUUGAAUGAGCUGGAGAAGAGAGGAGUCGAGCUGGAGGUGAAGCUGCGUCGCAGCGAGGAAGAGGGUGACGAUGACUCUCUCAUGGAUGAGCUCAUGGUUGAGUGGUUCAACUUGAUCAGGAACAAGCAGGUGGCCAUGCGCCGGGAGUCUGAACUGGUCUACAUUGGAAGAACUCAGGACCUGGAGGAAGAGCAGCCCAAUGUUGAGCAAGAGCUCCGGAGACUGAUGGAGAAACCAGAACAUUUGAAAACAGCCGGGGACAGAAAGAAAGAAAAGCAGCUGAUGGACAAACUGGUGGAGAUUGUCAACGACAGAAACGCGAUUGUAGAUGGUCUGGACGAGGACAGACUCAGGGAGGAAGAGGAGGAUGAGCAGCUAAACAUGAUGAUGAUGAAUUUCAGUGAGUGUUUCCACCACCUCCACAGGCCACCUGCCCCCCUCUCCGCUCUGUUCAUUAGUUAUCACAACCUCGGUGUCACUGCAACUUAGUUGGCUUAUAAAUUAUCCAAUUGAGGAUUUCCAUCAUAGACACCUCUAAUUGAAGUAGAUAGAAUUCUCAUUGUGGUUUAUGGAAGUGUGUGUGUGUGUGUGUGUGUGUGCGCGCGUUCGGUGCAUUUUUUAAGGGUGCCACUGGCCGAUGUUUUCUGCUAAUGGAAAAAGCAUCAAACAAAACGCUCCCCCUCUUUUUGUCAGCAGCGUUCCUAUUAGACAAAUGGAUAAUGUAGACGGUUAAUUUGACCCUCUGAUAGCACAGAAUCAAAGCCACCUUCAUUUGCAAUUCAUGACCGGGAAAGCAGGGCUGAAAUUGAGGAGAUUUAUUGAACUUCAGUGAAAGGUCAUUAUGUUACAGCGAAUGAAUGCCGACUGUGGGCUAAAGACUAGCCAUUUCAUUUUAAUGUAUUCAUAAAGUUAACGCCAAAGUUUCACAGUUCAUUCUCACUUUGAGUACAGGCAUGUGCUGGUUUACACACAUGUUGUGUCACACACAGUGCAGAUAUUCUUUGUUCUGACGGGUUAACAGGUGUCGGGACAUUUCAUAUACGUGACAGGGUUGCACCAGCUAUUCAUAAAGCGAUUACUGUCAAUGUUAAAGCCUUCUAAGAUCUUAGAGGCUACUAGCUAGUUUUAAAUCUAUGGUUGUCUAAAUCAGUGUCUAACAUUAAAACUAAACUUGAAGAGUCCAUAUACAAACAUUUUCAGGUUUAAAAGUUUAUAUUUGGGGUCUACUAGAAUAUAUUCACAUGCUUUAAUGUUCAAAAAACACAUUAUGUCCUGUACCAUACAUUGCUGCAGCAUUUUUUUUCAUUGUCUAUCUGAAAUGAUCGGUUUUAGGUCCUGUCUCUGUAAGGCCCUCCAUGUCUGCUCUGAUUGGUCAGCUGGGCUGUCGGCCAGACAGUGUUGGUCGGUUAUGUAUCAUAAACCCAGAUCUCUGACGUGUAGCUCUAGCAGAAGCUCUAGUGAGGAAAUACUGGCAGAAGCUGCUCAGUCUUUGUUUCAGAGCGUGGUUGUGUGCAGAUGUGUUGAUGGUGAUGAGGGGUCGACCAAUAUCUUUUGUUUUCCACUGCUGAUUCCGAAGGCGAUUAUUGGCAAUCAAGGAGACUAAUGUUCCAUAAUUGGAACCAAUAUAUUUGCAGUAACACAACACAAAACUGAACUGAAAUGCCUUUGUUUAUGUAUAUUUAACAUGCAUUUGCUUAAAACAGAAGUUUUUCCCCAUUUGUUCUAGUGAUGGUUACUACUUGACACACAGCCAAUCAGAUAGCGCUGUGGAUGUGACAUUGCUCAAGACACAGAGUUGUCAGCACAGAUAGAGAGAGGUGGCUGCAUCAGAACCAAAGCAGAUCAUUUCCAGAUUUAUUUAUUUUAAUGAGAGGUGAGGGGGAAAAAACGUACUCAUAUUUACAAUAAAAAAUGAUGAAUAUUGGAUCCAAUAAUCAACCAGAUAAUCGGUGACGUUGAUAAGUUAUGAAAGAAAAGCCUCAACUUCAAGGCUAAUCACGCGGUGUUUCAGGUAAGGAGCAAUUUAUUAUUUUUUUUAUUUUACAUUUAUUUAACUAGGAGAAAUCCCAUUGAGAUUAAGAACCUCUUUCUCAAGGGAGUCCUGGCCAAGAUAGACAGCAGCAAAUACAAAACACAGUUAUAAAAUUACACAGUUAAAACAUCUUUAAAAUACGAACCAAAAAAAUACAUACAUUUACAAGCAAGUAAUGAAAAACAAGUGUAUGUUGUGGAAACGGCCUCAGGAACUCGCAGUUUAGAUUUAAAAGCAUUCAGUGCGAUUAACUCGGUUAACUUCCAGUCUUUCUGCAACAUAUUCCAGGCAGAAGGUGCAGAGUAAACAAAAGCCUUUUUACCCAGUUCAGUACGAACACAUGGAACAAAAUGUUUCCUGUAGACCUAAAAGCCCAUAACACACUAAUGGAAAGGGGAACGUCUUUGCCUGUGAAGUAAUCAAGAGUUGUCAGCUCUCAUUAUCUAGAAUAACUUCUAGCAGUUAAAUAUUUGGAGACUAGAAAUAUAGAUAAUAUUUCUGUAAAUUUACAGUAGAUGUUGCUUUGUGUACUUAAUGUAAGCACACACAGAGAAAUGUGUUUCUAUUUCUCUCUC